AUGUCUUUUAGUUCAAAUAUUUUUAUUUUAUUAAGAAAUACAUCAUCAUCAUUAACAUCAACAACAACUACAAUAAAAUCAUCAUCAUCCUCAACAACAACUACAAUAACAGCAGCAAUAACAACAACAGCAACAGAAGUAAUAACAUCAUCAAUACCAACAUCAAUUUUACUAAAGCAACCUAUAGCAAUUCAUCUAUUAAAUAAUUCUACGAAAGAAAGUGGAAAAAAAUAUCUUUUUCUUUACGAAAUAAAAUAA
This is a messenger RNA of Rotaria sordida, 258 nucleotides long. NCBI's taxonomy places the organism in Eukaryota, Metazoa, Rotifera, Eurotatoria, Philodinida, Philodinidae. The record is from the annotation of a GenBank genome assembly.